This is a messenger RNA of Myotis davidii, 775 nucleotides long. Its product is annotated as V-type proton ATPase 16 kDa proteolipid subunit-like. Gene Ontology annotation, biological process: proton transmembrane transport. The transcript has a single exon. Gene Ontology annotation, molecular function: proton-transporting ATPase activity, rotational mechanism. The coding region runs from base 339 to 740 and encodes 133 amino acids. Lineage: Eukaryota; Metazoa; Chordata; Mammalia; Chiroptera; Vespertilionidae. The record is from RefSeq and is a predicted model, not a curated record. Gene Ontology annotation, cellular component: proton-transporting V-type ATPase, V0 domain.
AGUCAUUUAUGUUUUUUUACAUUUUUGUUGUUUAAUGUACAUGUGGAAUUUCUUUUGGUAUACGGUUAUACGAUAGAUCUUUCCCCUCACAGGUAACUUAGUUGUUGUAGCACUGUUUUGUGAAUAUCUCACUUUUCCAUAAAUUUCUUUAAAAACACACAGUAAGUUUGAGCCUUAGCCGCCGUCUGAUUGCUCGCCUUGCACUGGCUGCCAGCUGCCUUCCUGCCUCGCCCAGCUGGUUCUCGCCCCCACCGCGGCCUGCUGAGCUUGCCCCACCCCACUCACAGGCAGGUCUGAGGCCAAGAGCGGCGGCCCGCAUACGCCUCCUUUUCGUGGUCAUGGGCGCCUUAGCCGCAUGGUCCUCAGCAUGUUCUGCUAAGAGUGGCACUGGCAUUGCUGCCAUGUCCGUCAUGCGACCAGAGCUGAUCAUGAAGUCCAUCGUCCCAGUGGUCAUGGCUGGCAUCAUUGCCAUCUGUGGCCUGGUGGUGGCAGUCCUUAUUGCCAACUCCCUGAAUGAAGGCAUCAGUCUCUAUAGGACUUUCCUCCCAUUGGGCGCUGGCCUGAGUGUGGGCCGCAGUGGGCUGGCAGCUGGCUUUGCCAUUGGCAUUGUGGGGGACACCGGCGUGUGGGGCACUGCCCAGCAGCCCCAACUAUUUGUGGACAUGAUCUUGAUCCUCAUUUUUGCAGAGGUGCUGGGUCUCUACGGUCUCAUCGUCGCCCUCAUCCUCUCCAUAAAGUAGCUCCUCUCUAAGCCCACCAGCCACAGGAUAUGCUG